AUGGCGCCCCUCGAUGAUGUGCAGGUUGGGGACGUGGUCAAUGUCCCCGGUGGUAUGUAUGGGACGAUCAAAUACUUGGGAUCGGUGGCGGGGAAACCUGGUCGAUUCGCAGGUGUCGAAUUGAGCUCGGAGCAUGCCCAACGAGGCAAGAACAAUGGCGACGUCGACGGCCGAAAGUACUUUGCAACCUCCGUCCCCGGUUCGGGCAUCUUUGUGCCCAUGAACAACAGCAAGUAUGUCACCCGACGAUCGACCUCGAACAUCUCGAACCCAGUGACCCCGGCGCGGGGAGGACCCGUCAACUUCAGCAAAUCUGUCGGUCCAGCUCUCACUACACCCCGUCCGCGCGUGCGACGGCCCUCACUCCCUCGGCCCGAAUCGCCGCGUGUGCCUCCUCCGAAACUGAGCCUGAGUGGCCUGCGUACACCCUCGGCGGCGUCCCGGAGUGGACUGACGAGUGCCCAGCGCAGUCCCGUCAAAGCGCCUUCCCGCCUAUCUGACCGGCCCUCGUCGCGGAUGAGCACCGCCGAUGAUGACUCCUCAUACGGCCGACCUUCGGACUUCCGUCGACCCAGUUCGUCGGGCAACCAAGACCUGAAGGAUCAAAUCAAAAGUUUGGAAAAACAGCUGUUGGACAGAGACAGGCAGCUGGAGGAGCAGUCCGGGACCCUGAACGAAUUCCAGAGGACAUUGGAGGAAAUGGAGGGUUCAGAGGGCAUCUCGAUUCGCACACAGCUGCGGGAGCGCAACGAGCGAAUCAACCAAUUGACGGCCGAGUUCGACGGCCACCGCGCAGAUUUCAGAAGCACCCUCGACACAUUGGAAGUCGCGGCCUCCGAGACCGAGCGUGUCUACGAGCAGCGACUGGAUGAGCUCAUGCAACAGAACAAGGAGCUUCAGGAUCGCGGCGAAGACGUCGAGGUCGUCGCACAGCAGCUCAAACAACUGGAAGAGCUGGUCUCAGAAUUGGAGGAGGGAUUGGAGGACGCCCGGCGCGGAGAAGCCGAGGCACGGGCCGAGGUCGAGUUCCUGCGUGGCGAAGUGGAGCGCACCAAGCUAGAGCUGAAGAAGGAACGUGACUACUCAGCCGCUGCACUCAAAGACGUACACGGCAACGGCGACGCGCCUCGAAGCAGCAGUGACCUGGACCAGAAGGACGAUGAGAUCCGAGGACUCAAGGCCAUUAUUCAUUCGCUGAGUCGCGGAAACCCUGCCGAAGAUGAAGAACAUCAUGGUAUGGAGGGACACGAUCCAGAGCAACUCGUUCAGCUGGAACUGCGCAUGCGCGAGAUUGAAGAGACCGUAGAUUACAAGGACUCUCGAAUUGAAGAACUCGAACGUGAACUGCAAGAAAUGCACCUCCAAGGUGGUCGCCAGCGCAGCUCGACCGUCACUCUUUCACCGAAGCAACACAAACCCACUCACUCUGCGGGUAACAUCUCCAAUCACUCCAACAACAACAACAACAACAACAACAACAACAACCCCCAUCGCCUCUCAGAUCGUACAGUCGUUCCGCCCGACUGGCACGAUGCACCCACUGAGCCGCGCCACCAUCGUGGAGCCUCCAACACCUCCCAGUCCCGCCUAGAAACCAUGCACGAGUCCGAGCAGGCCUCCGACGAGGACGCCCUCUGGUGCGAGAUCUGUGAAGCCAGCGGCCACGACAUCCUGAACUGCACCAGCAUGUUCGGGUCUGGUCAGAACGUCGAGCACAAGCCUACCGAGGAGCCUGCUGAGGAACCCGAGGAACCAAUUGAGAAGACCGAGCCCCUCCGACCUAAGGAGCAUGAGGAGCCUCAAAAGACCGGAAAGGACGUUGUCAUGGAAGGUCUGAAAGGCAUUGGAGGACUCGGAUCGUCGAUGGCUCCCGUGGCAGGCAAGUCGUCCGGUGUCAUUGAUGAGUCCAAGUGGUGUGCUAUGUGUGAGCGAGAUGGCCAUGAGAGCAUUGACUGUCCGUUUGAUGAGUAA
Messenger RNA from Penicillium brevicompactum, 1971 nucleotides. RefSeq names its product CAP-Gly domain containing linker protein BIK1. Lineage: Eukaryota; Fungi; Ascomycota; Eurotiomycetes; Eurotiales; Aspergillaceae. The transcript has a single exon. The record is from RefSeq and is a predicted model, not a curated record. The coding region runs from base 1 to 1971 and encodes 656 amino acids.